Messenger RNA from Hibiscus syriacus, 703 nucleotides. RefSeq names its product transcription initiation factor TFIID subunit 15-like. NCBI's taxonomy places the organism in Eukaryota, Viridiplantae, Streptophyta, Magnoliopsida, Malvales, Malvaceae. Gene Ontology annotation, molecular function: mRNA binding. Bases 38 to 625 code for a protein of 195 amino acids. The record is from RefSeq and is a predicted model, not a curated record. The transcript is spliced from 3 exons. Gene Ontology annotation, cellular component: cytoplasm.
UUACAGCAUCCCAUCUUCUUUCUCAAGAGUAGGAAAUAUGAACAGGCCAGGUGACUGGAAUUGCAGUUCGUGCCAGCACCUCAACUUCCAAAGGAGGGACUCAUGCCAGCGCUGUGGAGAACCGAGACGCGGUGGCGAAAGAGGCGAGUAUGGAAGUUUCGGUGGUAGCAGGGGCGGCGGCUCAUCGUUAGGGUUCACUGGACCCGACGUUAGGCCUGGUGACUGGUAUUGCACCGUGGGCAACUGCGGGGCUCACAACUUCGCUAGCAGAUCAAGCUGCUUCAAAUGUGGUGCAGCCAAAGAUGAAUCGUCUGGUGGAUUUGAAGGUGACAACGUCCCACGUAUGAGGGGUUAUGGUUUUGGCAGUGCCAGCUCUACUCGCUCUAACUGGAAAUCUGGAGACUGGAUUUGCACCAGGUUCAUUUCAUUGAUUCAAUAUAUACAGUUAUAUACAAACACGUAUACUACAUGGUUGAACAUAAAAUUAAACGUUAGAACUGAUGAACAUUUGUUGAUAUGCUUGAACAUAAGGUCUGGCUGCAACGAGCACAACUUUGCCAGCAGGAUGGAAUGUUUCAGAUGCAAUGCACCAAGGGACUCCAACACCCACAAAUCUUCAUACUAAUUAAUAAAAUGAAAUCUUCAUUUUUGGGUAGCGGUGCAGUGCAGUCCCAGGAGAGAGAUGAGAUCCGUGAGACAAGGC